Molecule: messenger RNA, 879 nt
Organism: Astrephomene gubernaculifera
Lineage: Eukaryota; Viridiplantae; Chlorophyta; Chlorophyceae; Chlamydomonadales; Astrephomenaceae
Source: the annotation of a GenBank genome assembly
AGCAAAGCGAAAGGAAUCUUAACGUAAACUUAAUAGUUUUUUCAUUGCGGUCCAUCUCCUUGGUCAGAUAUAGGUCUUUGCUUGGUCGUAGCUGCACGGUUUGCUUGGCCUUGCCAAAGCUUUGAACAUAUACCUUAACUGCUGCAGCGCCUCCAAGUAGAUAAUCGGCAAAGCAUGUCCGCAAAGACACAUGCCUCUACGUCGUCCCAUCAACCUCAAUCGCAGCAGGUCAUAGUGGAGGUAUCAGCCAGCUCCGCACCAAGCGAAGUAAUAUCAGCAAUCGUUGCUUCAGCAACACCACAACCAUCGACCUCGAGGAGCAACCCCAACCGCUGGCUAGUCAUUGGGUUCUUCUUCCUGCUAAUAUUCGCGAGCAUAGUCUACUUCCGCGAGGAGAUCUACACGUUCACAAAAGACGUGCACAAGUACCCUAUCCUGUCCAUCCCGGAAGCGCUUCAAGUGCGAAAGUACCUGGGAUCGGGCUGGACCUUCGGAACGGGCGCGGACACGGUCACGGAAAUCGACCCCAGCAAAGUGGUGGCGCACGUGAAUGCCACGGCGGCAGCUGCGCUGUGAGUAGCAGCGGCGGGACUGUUGGCGAAGCAGUUAGUGUUAUAGCUGCUCAAGCAAUAUGAGAACGACAGAGCGGAUGUGGUUACUAGAGGAGUGGUAGUGGAUACAGGCAAUGGGCCGAUGGGGCUCGUGGAGUCGGGCGUGUGAGCUGGGGAAUGGGAGGUGCUAGGGCGAAGGAGCUUCGAGGAUUAUGGAUCUCGAGAUUGAGAUCUUUUGCGGUUCUCAGUGUAGAGUGUCUAAACAGGAGGUGGUUGCGGCGCGGGGCAUGCGCGAGCGUAGGACGAUUCGGGAGCUGGUGUGAUGGGG